This is a messenger RNA of Oryza sativa Japonica Group (Japanese rice), 1416 nucleotides long. RefSeq lists its product as uncharacterized. Lineage: Eukaryota; Viridiplantae; Streptophyta; Magnoliopsida; Poales; Poaceae. The record is from RefSeq and is a predicted model, not a curated record. Gene Ontology annotation, biological process: response to heat.
AGUGCCCAAAAUGACCAACACUUCAGUCCUAGCUGCUUUUCCUUUCUCUCUAUAUAUAAACUCUCGCUUAUUAGCUUCCCUGUACUCAGUAUUAAUCAGCAACAAAUGGCUUCAGAUCACUAGACCAGAGUGAAGAGAGAAGCGCGUGUGUGUUGAUUGUCGUAAUGUCGAUGGUUGUGGCCUCUUACGCUCCGGCGAGCCGGUCGCCGGUGACGCGGGCGUCCUCCGGCGCACGGCGGGUUAGCCAUACACAGUCAUGGAGGCCGCCGCCGCCGCCGUUCUUCCCGGCUUCCGCCGCCGUCAAGUGCAGGCGGCCUACUCUUCCGGUGGCACGUUCUGUUGGCCCGCCGGAGAAACAUCGCCCUGUGCUCAACAUUCCUCCCACCGCUCUACUGUACCAAGUCCCGCCACCGGAGGGGAAAGAACGGUGGGAAAUCAAGGAUGACGAGGGCAACGUCCAGCUGUGGUUGCAGGUGCCCGGCCUGACGGAGGACGACCUGGAGAUCACCACCACCGACGAAUUGCUCGAGAUCAAGCGUAAGGCCGGUCGCGGCGACCCGCGGCGGCUCGACGACGUCCAAGGCGUUGGCUCCUUCCAUCUCCGGUUGCUCCUGACCAAGGAGUUUGUCAGCAGCCAGGUGACAGCCGAGCUGAAGGCCGGCAUGCUGGAGGUGACCAUCCCCAAGAACACAAACCUGCGUCGCACCGUAGUCAGGAUAGGGCAGCAAUCACAGUCUCCAGCUGCAGUUAGAACUGCGCAGCCGAAGGUCGUCGAUCCUCCUCCUGCCAAUUCGCCACCGAAGAAUAAUAAUCUUGUGAGAAACACAAGUGUGCAGUCGAGGAUUGAUCCUCCUGCGAGAGAGUCGCCGAAGAAUGAUCUUGGAGUAGGUAUCAGUGUUCAACCGAAUGAUUCUCCUGCGAGAGAGCCACCCAAGAACAAUCUUGCCGGAGGUAGAAAUGUGCCAACGAAGGAUGAUCCUCCUGCAAGGGAGCUACCGAAGAAUAAUUUGGCCGGAGGUAGAAAUGUGCCACCGAAGGAUGAUCCUCCUGCGAGAGAACCACCAAAGAAUAAUCUUGCCGGAGGUAGAAAUGUGGCACCCAAGGAUGAUCCUCCUGCCAAUGAGGCACCAAGGAAUAAUCUUGCAGGAGGUACAGGUGUGCCGACGAAGGAUCCUCCUAGAAAUGCCAAUGAGCCGCCAAAGAAUCCUCCUGGUACCCGUGAAGCCAACCUAGGAUGAGCAAAUUAACCGUGGUGGGCAUGUGAGAAUAAAGAUUAGAAUAGAUUAAACCCCAUGAGAGGAGAGAAGAUAUGUUUAUGUACAUGGUUGUCAUGCUCAGAGGGGCAAUUUUCACUGCACGCAGUUGGUUCACUUUAAUUUUUAUGAAAUAAAGUUAUUUGAUCGAUAUGAUUUGCUA